This is a messenger RNA of Myripristis murdjan (pinecone soldierfish), 1681 nucleotides long. RefSeq names its product acetylserotonin O-methyltransferase (gene asmt). The coding region runs from base 443 to 1522 and encodes 359 amino acids. The record is from RefSeq and is a predicted model, not a curated record. NCBI's taxonomy places the organism in Eukaryota, Metazoa, Chordata, Actinopteri, Holocentriformes, Holocentridae. Gene Ontology annotation, molecular function: protein dimerization activity; O-methyltransferase activity. The transcript is spliced from 8 exons.
CAUAUGGAGGAGGAGCGGGGACGUUCAUUUUUCAUAAGGAGACACCGCUCACCUCAGUCAUUAGCAGCCACAAAAACCCAGUGAACAUGAUGAUGCUAUUGUUGCAAGCAGGUCAUGUGUGAGAACGAGUGUGUGUGUGUGUGUGUGUGUGUGUGUGUGUGUGUGUGUGUGUGAUGAUGAUGAUGAACAAGGCGGCAGUGUGUUUGCCACAGACUUGUUUCUUUGUCCUGCAGACUGAGCCCCGAGCUCUAAUCUGGGUUAUCUGGCUGUAAUCUGCUUAGCCCACUGCUACUCUCACUGCUGCUGCUGGAGAGGGGUGUGUUUUCUGUGUGUGUGUGUGCCUGUGUGUGUGUGUGUGUGUGUGGGGUGGGUGGUUCUGGACUUUUGGUGCCUGUUUUUAGCCGGGCUCGGGCUUCACACUGACCCGAGAGAGAGAGGAGACAUGGCUGAACCUCCGGAGGUCGGCUCAGAGGAGGGGACGCCCGCCGGGGACUCGUACCCGAGACAGAUCCUGGAGUACAUGCAGGGCUUCUUUGUGUCCAAGACGGUGUUCACGGCCUGCGAGCUGGGCGUGUUCGACGUGCUGCACGGAGCACAGCGCCCCCUGUCUGCAGAGCAGCUCAGCCGGCAGCUGGAGGCCAGUGUGGACGGCACGGAGAGGCUGCUGGCUGCCUGCAGCGGCCUGCAGCUGCUGCACACACACCGCCAGGAGGACGGCACGGUUCUCUACAGCAACACGGAGCAGGCCAGCACCUACCUGACCCGGUCCAGCCCUCUGUCCCUCUGCCAGUCCAUCCAGUACUACUCCAGGACCAUCUACCUCUGCUGGCACCACCUGACCGACGCUGUCAGGGAGGGGAGGAACCAGUACGAGAAGGCUUUCGGAGUCAGCUCUCAAGACCUGUUUGAAGCUCUGUACAGGUCUGACGAGGAGAUGGUGAAGUUUAUGCAGCUAAUGAACUCCGUUUGGAACAUCUGCGGCAGAGACGUGGUCACGGCCUUCGACCUUUCACCUUUCAAGGUCAUCUACGACCUUGGAGGCUGCAGCGGAGCAUUGGCGAAGCACUGCACAUCAGCCUACCCAGAAUGCACUGUGACGAUCUUUGACCUCCCCAAGGUGGUGCAAACAUCCAGGGAACACUUUGUCACCGCGGCCGAGCAGAGGAUCAGCUUCCACGAAGGAGACUUCUUCAAAGACCACCUGCCAGAGGCCGACCUCUACAUCCUCGCCAGGAUCCUCCACGACUGGACCGACGAGCGCUGCAUCGAGCUGCUCACCAGAGUCUACCACGCCUGCAAGCCAGGUGGCGCUGUGCUGGUGGUGGAGGCCCUGCUGCACGAGGACGGCUCCGGCCCGCUCACCGUGCAGUUCUACUCCCUCAACAUGCUGGUGCAGACGGAGGGGCGGGAGCGCACGGCGGCUCAGUACGCCGCCCUGCUGGCCGCCGCCGGCUUCACCGACGUCCAGGAGCGACGCACCGGAAAGAUCUACGACGCCGUGCUGGGACGCAAGGAGGCGUGAGAGCGAGAAAUAAAAAAAAACACACACCAAUGUGCUUUGAUGACGAAGAUGAUUUGCUGAUGCUACAGUGGAUGUUUUUUUUUUUUUUUAAAUAACAUUUGGCAACAUUUUUAUACGAAUAAAUAAAUAUGAUUCAAGCUGUGUGCAGUUCAUGAAGCU